Messenger RNA from Megachile rotundata (alfalfa leafcutting bee), 3622 nucleotides. Its product is annotated as triokinase/FMN cyclase. Lineage: Eukaryota; Metazoa; Arthropoda; Insecta; Hymenoptera; Megachilidae. Gene Ontology annotation, biological process: glycerol catabolic process. Gene Ontology annotation, molecular function: glycerone kinase activity. Gene Ontology annotation, cellular component: cytosol. The record is from RefSeq and is a predicted model, not a curated record.
CCUAUGACUUCCUCCGAGUCACGAUUAAUCUUAAACGAUUUUCAUUCUCAGUACGUCUAACUACACUUUCGUUUAAUUUAUAAAUUGCUCUUAACGAAAACAAUGAAAAGUUUAGUGAAUUCGAUUAACGAUAGUGUCACGGAAACGCUAUAUGGUCUGAAUUAUGCUUAUCCGCAAUUAGAGUAUCAAGUGUCACAUAAAGUGGUUUUAAUGCCAAGGCUCCAGGAUCGGAAAGGCAAAGUAUCUAUCAUAUGUGGAGGCGGAAGUGGACACGAACCUUUUGCCGCAGGUUUCGUUGGAAAUGGCAUGUUGACAGCAUCAGUGGCGGGCUCCAUAUUCGCUGCUCCGCCAUCUCAACAUAUUAGUUACGCUAUCGAACGUGUUUCCGAACACAGUAAUGGUGGAAUUUUAAUGGUAAUCCCAAAUUAUACUGGCGACCGACUAAAUUUUGGAAUAGCAAUCGAGAAAGCGAGGCAAACAGGUGUAGAGGUGGAGGACUUAGUUGUAAACGAUGACUGCAGUAUACCAAGCGAGGAACAAGGUGUAGCUGGUAAACGUGGUUUAACUGGAAUGCUGUUCGUUAUUAAAAUAGCUGGCGCGAUGGCUGAGAAAGGGUCACCACUGAAAGAAGUCUAUAAAACUGCACAAGUUGUUCUCCAAAAUAUGGCCACCUAUGCGGUUGGAUUAACCGCUUGUGCAAUCCCUGGACAACCACUGAUGUUUGACCUACCGGAAGACGAGAUAGAAUGCGGUAUGGGGGUUCACGGCGAAGCAGGAUACGAGAAGCUUAAAUUAAAAUCCUGUAGCGAAGUCGUUGCAUUUAUGUUGAAAUGUAUUUGCACCUCGCUGUCUUUGCAAGGUGGUGAUUCAGUUGCGGUUAUCGUAAAUAAUUUUGGUGCAUUAAGCCAAUUGGAACAGGGAAUCGUUGUCCAUGACGUAGUUAAGCAGCUUCGAAACAUGAACAUAGAACCCCUACGUGUGUAUUCGGGGGUCUUAAUGACGUCAUUGAACAGCGCUGGAGUGCAUAUUACUCUUUUAAAAAUAUCCUCGGACAACAAGGUCUUCCUCGACUACCUGGACGAGCCAACCAAUGCACCAAAAUGGCCCGGUUGCGUUUACAGUGUUCCCUCAAAUUCUCCACCAGUUGUUCAAGACAAAGUAUCAAGAAAAAUAGAGAAGGUUGGAGUUGAGCUCAAUUCAAGACAACAGAUGUUAUUCAAACAAUGUUUACAAAGUAGUUGCAAAAGUUUGAUCGAGAAAGAGACUCAUAUUAAUGAUUUGGACAGAGGUUGUGGAGAUGGGGAUUGCGGUUCUACCCUUAAAAGACUCGCUGCUGAUAUAUUGCAAAAUUUGGACCACUUCCAUAUGUCACAUCCGUCGUCAGUUUUUAUCGAAUUGGCUUAUAUAGCCGAACAACAAAUGGGUGGCACUUCUGGAGCAUUAUAUUGCCUGCUGUUUACUAGAAUAGCUAGGGAAUUAACAUCGAAUCAACAGCAUGACGAUUGGAUAGGUUUCUGGGCUCAGGCAUUGCGCGUUGGUUUAAGUUGCUUAAGAAUGUAUGGAAAAGCGGAGCCAGGCGAUAGGUCUAUGGUAUGUACUUUAUCAUUAUUUUUAAUUAUAAUUUUCUUGAAUGAUGAUUUGCAUUUAUAUGGGAGCAAAUUCUGGAGAAAGCUUUGUGAAGGGAAGAGUGAGAAAGCAUGUUGUGAAGGGAAGUCUGUAAGAUUUCAUGGCGUCACCAAUAUCCUUCGCUCAGGUCAAGUAGGACCCAAAAUGCCUAAGGUUCAGUUACAUGGAGCGGCAUACACGCAUAGCGCUAUCAAUUCCAAGUAUUAUGAUUCACCAGUGUCAGCGAUGGGCAUCGGGGCAGUAACGUAAUCUGGAUCAGACUGGAACGUGUGUAGUCGACUUAAGGCGCUAUCUCUGGUCUUGAACUGGUUUAUUUGGAUCGAAACGUAUCGCGUUACUGCCCCGAUGCCCAUCACUGCAUCACUGGAACUUGCAACAUAUUAUCUGACCCGUUACUCGUUUCAAUGCUACAGUUCUGUUUAUCUUAUCAGCAUCUCCAAACUCUUAUCUUAUGGAACCCUAAAUAAUACUCUUAAUAUGCUUAUACCUUUGAAGGAAAUUUUCACUCAAAUUUCCCGCCAAAUUAGGGCACAGGAAUAUUCCCAUUUUGAUGCAAAAAUUUUAAUUUCAGUUCAUUUUCAUUCCAGCGUUGAAAUUAUAUCGAUUUUGUAUUCUAUUAAAAGCAUCAGAUGCUGUAGAGCAAGCUCAAAAGAGUUGCUCUUCGAUCGGCAGUCCUACCUUGCCCGCGGGCAGAGCUUGGUGACGUCAGAAACUAAAAUGGAAAAGUAGCUCUGGCUUUGUAUCAUUGCUUUCUUUCACCAUGAAUUUUAUUUAAAAAACAAUUGAUAAAUUUUUACGUUAAAUACCUUUGGUAUUGAUCGUUUAGGUCGGAGAUACGAGGGCAAUCUCCUCGAGUAACAUGAUACAUUGAAACCCAAACAAACCUAAGUAACGAAACGUGUUGCUUUAAGCAGUAGUCACAACGUCUUGUUCGAUCACUGAUUCCUUUCAAAUAAAUUACAAUAUAGUAAACACAAUUCUAUCAUAGUUACAUAUAUAAGAUUGGAGGAAAAUAUUAUUUAAUAUAAUUUAAUUGUUUAAGUCAUAUAGUAAUUAUAAAAUUAAAGAAAGUAAUCGAACAGUUGUGUAGCCAGCUUAAUACGGCGGCAUGUCGUGUCACUGUCUUGGUUCAAGUUACAGUGGGUCAUAUUACUCAGAGAUUAUCCUGAUGGUCAUCCCCAGUUUAUGUCUAAAAUUAUAUACAGAGAGAUUCAUAAUAUUAAGAAAGUAAGUUCAGUUUUUUGGGAUGAUAAGGUUUCUGAUAAACAACUGAACAGAAUUGUUUUUAUAUUUUUUAAUUUUAAACUGAAAUUAGAAGAAUUGAAAUGAAGUAAACAGCAAUAUUAAGAUGAAUAAUUUGUAUCAUUAUUUAUUCUAGUAGGAUGAAAAUUAUACAAAUUUUACGUAAUAUUAGCGCUUACUUAUUAAUAAUAUAAUAUACAGGACAAGUACGCUUUUAUAACUGAUAAAUGCUUACGUACAGUACAAUAUUUACAGUUUCUUGAUAUGUUGCAUUUUGUACAUUUUGUAUACUUAUUACGUUUGGAAUGCGACGAUAUUUACAUGAGUUUUAUAUGAUUAGGAACUAAUGAGCAUAAUUAAAAAUAAUAUGUAUCUUUACAUAUAAAAAGUAAAUGCAAAACAGAUAUGAAAAAUAAGCACUCAAAUAUAAAUACUAUAUACAACCUUAAUAAUAAUAGAUACUACAAAAGAUACAAAGGUAUGUCUUAAAAUAUAAGUACUAUAUAUGUAUAUUUAUAUAUAUAUAUAGUUUGAAAGUAAAAGGAAUUUUGCCUUUGCUUUUACUUACAAACUUUUAAAUAUGAUACUGUUUGAGCAAAAACACUUGCUUCUGAACAAUUAUUGUAUCUUUUGUAGUAUCCCUAAUAAGAGUACACUGCAAAUAAUAAUUUUUAUUUGUGAUGUAAACAAUAAUCGAAUGUGAUAAAUGAAUUAUUAAAUGUAGUACCAACUAGAAGGAUGCAAUAAAAAAUAU